CCGCCCGCCGCCGCCACCGCUGCCGAAACUCGAUCUCGCCCCGCCGCCCCGGGAGGCGUCUAUUUUCACCGCGCGCCCCGCUCGCCUAUUAAUAGACAUGGCUGAUCUCAUUCUCGAGCCAAUUUGGAACUGGCUGUCGCAGCUAUGGGGCAGUAUGGCCGACCUCGCGGACAGAAUCGACGACCUGAUCUGUAGCUUCGAAGGCGGCGGCGAUACGACCAUGGAUACGGUGGCGAUGCUCAUGUUCGGCUGGAUGAUCUUCGGCCUGUGCGUGCUGGCCAUCGGCAGGUACGUGUACGGCCGCUUCCUGAGCGCGCCGGCCGGCGCCGCGGCCGAUAAGCCGGCGGCCGCCGUCUCCGCCGCAGCUUCCGCCGUCGCCGCGAGCGACGAAGCCAAGGAAGCGCACCCCAAGCCGGUGGUGGUGCCGCCGCGCGCCGCCGCCGUCCCGCCCACGCCGCCCGUCCGCAAGAGGCUGUCCACCAAGAAGGGCUCUGGAGCCGCGUCCGCCGGCCCGCUGCGGCCCUCCGUCGCCCCGCCGCCCAUCGCCACCGGGCCCGACAGUGAGUGUGUGCAGUGGGUGAACGACAUCUUCUACUGGCUCUACACCGACCUCGUCAUCGUCAACGAAAUCCUCAACGUCUGGAUCCACUCGCUCAACGAGUUCUGUAAGAAGUCCGUCGCCGAGCACGGCGUGGGCGUGGAGUUCGUGCGCAUCCUGCCCGAGACGCACGCGCCGACGCUGGCCAACGUCUUCUGCGAGUGCGACUCCAAGGACGACGUGACUGUGACAUGCGACUGUGAGGCGACACCAGCAUUUCAGCUUAAGGCUUUCCGACAAAAGGGAGAAAAAGUAGAAGUCUCCCAUUACAGAGUGAAUGUGAAUCGGUUUCGAGCCAGACUAAAUGUAGUGUGUAUUACAGAAAAGUUACUGGCAGAUGUUAAGUGUGACGGCUGGCCAGAUAUAAAGGUAGCUCUUGCACAAGUUGGCAGCAUAAAGAGCAAUCUUGAUGAACAACAACUGCAGGAUGUGAUCUCUGAGAUUGUUGUAACUGCAUUACGCAGUACUAUGGUGAACCUGAAUCUAAGUGUGUAUCCCACUUGCCCAAGAUUUGUGAGGCAGACAGCUGAGGUUGGACCCAUACUGCCUGUCCACUAUGACAGUCUUAUGGCUUCACAGUAUCCUUCCAAUUUAACAAAGACUGCAGCAGAGAAAAGGCUUCUUAUCAAAAUAAUCAAAGCCACAGGCUUAGGAGCAAAACAAGGAUGCACAGAACCAUAUUGUGUUGUCGAAAUGGAUGAUCCUCCUCAGAAGAAUCAAACUUCUAUCAAGAAAGACACAAACAGUCCAGUUUGGGAUGAGCAUUUCCUAUUCGACCUCAGCCCAAAUACAGCAGAACUGUUGUUUGAAAUCUAUGACAGAGUGAACAAGGGUAAAAAAUUUCUUGGUUUGGGAAUUGUGGGAAUGGAAGAGCUUCUCAUUAAUCCCAGCCAAAGACAAGUUAUAACCCUGCAGUCUCGUCCUUAUGAGAAGGAUGAAGUAUCUGGAACAUUGACAGUUGAGUUCUUGUUCAUUGAAGGACCUGAUAUUCCACUUUUGGGCGACAAACCAUACAAGUUGAAAGAAACACUGAGAACUGUUUCACCAUCAGGUGGUGUAAUAACAACAACAAAAACAGUUUUCUCAAGACCAGAUACACAAGAGAACUUAACAAAUGGUGGUGAAGCUGUCACUGAUUCAGCUCUCAAAGAGCUGGAAAUGAGAAAUCGUACUGGUCCCACUCAAACAAGCAAAAGCACUUUAAUAAUACACAGUGUGCAGAGAGAGCCACAACACAGGCAGCUGGUGAAGGUUGAACAGACUGACACUGGCAGAUGGCAUGAAGUUGCAGAUGAGCAAGGCACAAAGGAAACAGCAGCACUACCACCCUCGGGGCAGGAUGGCAUGCAGACAACCACGCCAACAUCUACCCUCACAGAUGAUAGGGGUAGGAGUAGAAGAAAAAAGAGAGAUUUCUUUGGAACUAUCAAGAGGCGCUUGGGUCGCUCAAAAACACGAUCUAAGUCAGUGGAUCCAGGUGAACGAGAUGAUUCACUGAAUCGUGAUGCAUCAAUAAAUCGAUCUAUAUCAGCAGAUAGGGCUCGAGAUCCAUCUGCUCACUCAACUGGAUAUCUAUCAGUGCCAGGACUGAGGGGUAUCGAUGGAAAUUCUACAAGGUCAAGCCUAAGUGAAGCUUCUGGUGUUAGUGGUGCAUCAACACGAACAUACGUCAAUGAAGCUUCAACGCUUGUGCUUGAAACUAUUGAGAAUGGAGUGAAAAAACAUUACCUUGUGCCACUGUCCAUGGCUCAGAAAAGUAAAUGGAGGAAGAAAGGAACUAAACUUCACAUUUUCAAUGAUCACACAUUCAUAGCAAAGCAUUUACAAGGUGGCACUGUCUGUGAAGUAUGCAAGAAGACUAUUGCACGAAGACUAGGGAAGCAAGGUUAUGAAUGCAGAGACUGCCAGCUGAAGUGUCAUAAGCACUGUCACGUGAAGGUGGAUACCAACUGCACAAGUUCGACAAUUCAGAAUAUUGAACUUGCAUACCUUUCGAGCCCCUACAUGGAUAGGCGGGUCUUCCAACUGAAGAAUGGCUGGAGCUGAAGAUAGAGGAACCUACGCUGCCGUCAUUGUGUCAUGUGCUGGAGUAUUAUAAACAACCAGUACAUCUUGAUAAAUGACUCACUUUUGCACAGCAUUCAUUUAUUAAGAGAAGAACAGUAAUGUCUUAUAAUUAUUUUUCCAGCAUCUGAUAGUGACAAGUACAUGGUGCUAUUCAUAGCUGCAUAAAGACUCUAUUUUGUUAUGUGAAUAAUAACAUGAAAAUGUGCUGGCUUGAAUGAAAUAUUGCUUGUACUGCCUGACAUGCUAUUUUGCCCUUAAAUAUUCACUGAAAGGACUUGAUAACAGUUUUACUGUAUUUUAAUAAAUUGUACACAAAAAUGAAAAGAAAAUAUUGUAUUACUUCCGAAAACUUAUGCUUGAGAAGACAUGGAGUAGGUUAUAUAACAUUGCUUUUGUACACACAAAUUUCUAUAAUGUAACAAAACUAAAGUAAUUAAGAUAUUCAAAUGCUCUUUGUACCUUUUUUGUUUUGAUACUUCAAGUUUAUUUGACAUAGAAAGCAGAAUUUUUGUUAAAAAUGUACCUUUUUAUAGUUUUGAUCAUUAACACAUUUACCAAGAAGCUGCAGGCAACUGAGAGGUAUCCAAAAUGUGGGGUUCCUACUCUUAUAAACAAUGUAAUUAUUUUAAACCAGUUUUGGGAGGGCUUUUAAAAUGUUGUAGUAAAUGCUUAUUUUUAUGUACUUACUAACAUCUAUUCGAAAUGCAGUAUUUGAAACUGCGAACUGCUGAACUGAUGUGUUUGUUCACCACCACCCCACCACCAUCUUCAUUUUAUACAUAAAUGAGAAUGUAACAAUUUGUUCACUCUUGUUUUGUGUUUGUACUCAUUUGCAUCCUCAGCAUCACAUUAAUUUCUCAAGUAAUUUAAAUGUUUUAUUCAUCUUCACACAGAUUUUUAAUUUUAUUUUGUUGUAGCAAUGCAUCAUUGUAAAUAUUACUGAUUUAAAUUUAAUGGAUGAGGAACUCCAUUAAAUUCAAAUUCUUUAAACAGCAAAGAUAACUGCAGCAUAUAUUGCCUACUCAGAGACAUUGAAAUAAAUGUUUGUUGCUUUUAAGUGCACAAUUUAUCUUACCUGCAUGUAUAUAUUGGAACUGUAAACAGUAAGGUAUUAAAUAACAUAUGUGCAGUUAUCUGUGAAUGUCUUGUUUGUAGUGUGGUUCAUUUUUCUCAAACAGUGACCACUAAGCCUUUUAAAUUAUAUGCAGGCAUUUAGGCUUCUUCAGACUCUUGCUGUCCAUUUUGAGAUAAGUUUUCUUCUUCAUUCCAGUGAAACUGAAAUGUCCUGUAGUUUCUAUUUGUGUUCACAUUCCUAAAAUAAAACUCUGUUUAAGAUCUGUUAUACUUAAAUCAGUACCAUUAAACAUCUCUCUUAAAGAACAAAUGCAUCUCUGAAAAAUGUAUUUGAGGGACUACAUUCAUUUUUAAUUACACCAAGUUAUUUGUAAAACUAAGAAGCCAUUUUAAUUUAAUUGUAUAGAUAAAAAAUCUACUCACCAAGCAGCAGUAGAAAACACACAUAAAAAAUUGUUGUAAUUAGGCAAGCUCUCGGAACCACUGGCUCCUUCUUCAGGCAGUGGGGUUGAAGGGGAAGGAUGAAGGGUGAAGGAAAAAGACUGGUCGAGUCCUUCCUUCUCAUCAUGUGCAUUAAAUUGCCUCUGACCUGCAGACCCGGGUGACUUCCUGUAAUCUACCUCUUUUUUCAAGUCAUCUCCAGUCCUUUUCCUUCACCACUCUUCCUUCCCCUUCAACCCACUGCCUGAAGAAGGAGCCACUGGCUCCAAAAGCUUGCCUUAUAACCGUCUUUUAUCUAUCCAACAUAAAUUAUUAUGUCAAGAUUGAUUAUUUUCGUUUUUAUAAGAAGCCAUUAUGUACUUCUGUUUGCUUCACUUUGCUGGAAAUGACUUAAUGUGAUAACCAUAAAGCAAUUAUUUCAAACUGUCUUUUGAAAGUUUUUCAAUUCUAAUGGACGUAGACUACAUACACUGAUUAUCGGAACGUUUACCAGUGCUUGCCUCUUUGGUGUUGGCAGUAAUAUAUAUUUAUAUGAUUUGUAAGGGACCAUGGUACCGUAAAUAAGGUAUUUGCUGAAACCAUGGACUUUCCUGCCACUGACCAGUGCAAAAUGCUUAUGGUGGCUUUGAAAUUUUAAUUUUCCUGUAUUUGUGAAAUAGUAUGUAUCAUAAAUUGUUAUAAAUGCAAGUGUUGCUUUAUGUAUGAUUCUAUUGAGUUUCCAUCAGUUAUUUUGAUGGAAAUAUAUUUUAAUGUGUACAGAUUUAUUAAUGCAAUACAAUUUUAAUAUUAAACUGUUUGCUAAAAA
Molecule: messenger RNA, 4985 nt
Organism: Schistocerca cancellata (South American locust)
Lineage: Eukaryota; Metazoa; Arthropoda; Insecta; Orthoptera; Acrididae
Product: phospholipid transfer protein C2CD2L
Exons: 17
Coding region: 98-2644 (848 amino acids)
Source: RefSeq, a predicted model, not a curated record